Molecule: messenger RNA, 531 nt
Organism: Merops nubicus (carmine bee-eater)
Lineage: Eukaryota; Metazoa; Chordata; Aves; Coraciiformes; Meropidae
Gene: AMN
Product: amnion associated transmembrane protein
Exons: 5
Biological process (GO): receptor-mediated endocytosis; intracellular protein localization
Cellular component (GO): endocytic vesicle; apical plasma membrane
Source: RefSeq, a predicted model, not a curated record
AUGAAGGACCUGUUCUUCCUCCUCCUUGUCCUGCAGCUCCUCGCUGCUGCCACCGCCAUGUACAAGCAGUGGAUCCCCAACACCAACUUUGAAACUGCCUCCAACUGGGAUAAAGGCAGAGUUCCCUGUGCCAGCGACAUCGUUCAUUUUGAGAAGAACAAGGUCAUCUCGGUCUUCGUCAGGUCUCCCCAUGAGCUUACGGACAUGUACCUGCCCCUGAACGGAGAGUUCGUGCUGGCAUCUGGAGCAGGAUUCGCAGCUUCUGACAGCAGCUGGGAUCCAAGCUGUGACUCAGGUGCCACAGUGAGGUUCACCGACGCCGAGCACCGCGCGUGGUUUGACCCCACGCUGUGGCAGGCUGUGCCCAGUGGCAGGGAGCUCGAGCUAAGCAGGCACAUCUUCUCUGUGGAUGAGGAACGUGUCCCGUGCCAGUAUGACGAUGUUGUCUUCUGGCCCGACACCUCCUUCCGGGUAAACAUCGACUCGUCGCAGCAGGAGAUUCAUCUUCGCAGCAUCUCUCUCAUGGGCCAG